CUGGGCCUCUCUCACUCUGGGGUGGAGUGCGGUCCGGUGGGGCGUGGGCCGUGGGGACCUGUAACCUGUGAUCUCAUUGACCUGUGUCCUGUGGCCAACUGCCACUGACUGGGGCCGGGUGGCAGGUGGUCCGUGGUUUUUUUUUGUACAAAACUUUGAAACUUACGUCUCCGAGAGUGACUAUGAGACUGUGAGAGACGUAAACUCUCGCUGGACGUACUCUCAUACUCGAUCAUAUCUAAAAAGAGUUUUAGACAUAUCAUUCCGAUGCCAUAUUCGCAUACAUACGAUUCCGGUCAACAUGCACAUAACACUGCAUACACACUCGAGCGAGAACAUACUUCAUUUGACCAUUAUCUUCCAUUGAUAACCAAACACUUUUUUAUCGCUAGUCAAGUACUGUCAUACACGUGCAAAUUCACAUACCAAUACAAUACACAUUAAGCCACUAACACGAGGGCUUUUAAAAGAGGGUUCGACCUUUAAUCAGACCUCAAUACGCAAGUAUUCCGAAAGUAAAGGUGGAACAUACUACACACCGAUCCCAAUUUAUCUAUCAGGCAUAUAAGUCUCACUCAUAAUUGCGUACAUUGAUUAAGUCGUCUUCAUGCUUCAAGAUAUCGUCUCUCCAGUAGCAGUGGAGGCCAAGAGCGUGUCUGACGAUGCGUUGAGACACCAGUGGCGCGAAGCUGACUUCUCGAGUAUUAUGUUCUGCAGUCUGUGUGAUAAGAUGAUAUCUACAAUUAGUGAGCGAGGGGUAAAAUGUGGAGAGUGUGAUUUUACUGUCCAUGCCAGGUGCCUGGAAAAAACUCCAGAUUUGUGCCCGGAACGACUACUUGAUGUGGAUAUGGCACUGCUCCCCACUCUCAGCGAGAAGCCUCCUCCCAGAUGCCUGGAAAAGAACUAUCCAAGGCUCAUAGACGUUCUGCUCUACCCGCCAAAUAUGCACACCUUCCGUGCACACAGAUAUACGAAGCCCACGUGCUGCACCGUGUGUUCCAAGAUGCUGUCUGGGACUAGAUCGCAAGGAAUGAAAUGUAUUGACUGCGACUACAACAUACACGCUCAGUGCUACAACGGCCUUAGGCCCUGCUGUCUGGCCCCGAGGCUCAAGCCGCAAAAGCGGGAUCCCGGUUUAAGAGUACUGCCCCUGGCGUCCCGCUCUUCACCCAGAAGUACCAGUGCGGGUGCAAUGUCGACACGCCUUGGUACUCUACAGCCGAUGCUAACUCCCAAAUCAGACCCAGCGUUGAGUGUCACACCUGCCAUACUUUUAAUGCAAGCGUCCUCCGCAGAUAGCCUGCUCAGAGCCACCGCAUUGCAGCAACAGCAGGAGAAGCCUCCGCCCAGACCCAAGCGUGCUAUGUCAGCCAGCGUACUACCCGUUGCGCGUGGUGAGGACCACAGUAAGAAUGUGGACAGUACAGGGGAGAAUGUUAGAAAAGCCCCAAGCCCCAAACCUCGUCCGCACCCACACACGUCUUCAGACGGAUACACGGAUAUAAAACCAUUCCGCAGCGCGGCGAUGCACACUAAUGUUAGCCCUCCAGUACCCGCACGGCCCUCUAGGCUGCUUGGCGUUCUGGAAGCGAAAGAAAGACCUGUAUCCACGUCUUCAAUCCCGCAAUCGCAUGACAAGUCCCCACAGCCACACCAUACUCGCACACACUCAGAUACGAGUGGUAGUGUACGUAAUAUCACGACUCUUGAGACUGCUGCUUCAGGCGCCACAGGCGUAUUAGAUGGGUGGAAGUGCAGCGUAAUCGGGGGGGUAUACGUCGAGCAGAUGGAUAAAAAAGAAGCAGAGGCCUUCCUAAUUACUGUGGGUGGCGCUGAGGGAGACUACUUAGUUCGGUCUAGCGCCAGCAGCGAGGGUAGUAUCACAGUGUCGUUUGUAACUGAUAAGAGAGUGUGUCAUACACGUGUCCACAAAGAAAGUGCGAAAGUUUAUAUAGUACCGGACAAGAAAUUUGAUAGCGUUGCCGAGUUGUUAAAUUUCCAUCAAAAAGAGCCGAUCGAGUUGCACUCGAAAACAACGGAGAACUCUGUGUCUGUUGUGCUGAAUCGAGAGCUUCCCGUGCGUACGUAUUAGGAGUUAGUUAUUGUGCAAGUUUUCGUUGAUAAAAUAAUUCUCCUCCGCGGUACGCGAUCAUCCUCUGAGCCGCAUGGGAAGCUAGAACGAGAAGAUUAUAUAUAUAUAAUUCAGACCAGCGCGAAAUCGAUGGUGGCAAUCAAAUGAAAAUGAAAUUUUGGAUAUAUAUUAGAUGUGGGAUCGAGAUUUACAGUACAAUGGCGAGGAGCAAGUACGUCUUGUCCAAACCUGAAGCACUAGUGGGACUCAUUUUCAAAAUUAAGUAUUAAAAAGAUCUGGUAAUCCAUCAUCUCGCGAUAUAUCAAAGAAAAGGUCCCGAUGAAUCGGAUUAGGCAUGUUUAAUAAAGUUGGACAGUACGUACAAGUCGGGAACAGAGAAGCAGCGCAAAUAUGGCAGAUGUAAACCAAGUGAUAUACAAAUAAAAAUAAACCAAGAGCCUCGCGAGGAAACGUCAGUUGUUCUCGAAUGGAACAAACCAUCUACAGGUAAGUCUUGAUUAUUACUCCUGCGGCGGGGUCAAGCGCUAGCCUAAAAAGGUGGAAGAAAAAAAUAUGCAAGCGGUAAGAAAAAAACACACAAAAAAGGGAAUUAAAA
Molecule: messenger RNA, 2687 nt
Organism: Sphaeroforma arctica JP610
Lineage: Eukaryota; Ichthyosporea; Ichthyophonida
Exons: 2
Coding region: 608-2092 (494 amino acids)
Biological process (GO): regulation of GTPase activity
Cellular component (GO): cytoplasm
Molecular function (GO): guanyl-nucleotide exchange factor activity
Source: RefSeq, a predicted model, not a curated record